AUGAAAAAUAAUCUGGAGCAGCAGUUCUCAGAAGGUCUAGUGAUAACACCCUCAUCGAGCUCGGUAAGAGAAGAAAACUCAGUCUCAAUCCCAGAUGAUCUUCUUUUUGAUAUACUUUCGAGAGUCCCGGGGAAGUCUUUAGCUAGGUUUCGUUGCGUAUCCAAAUUCUGGAAAUCCCUACUUAACCGUCCUGAUUUCACGGAGCUGUACCUGACUGUAGGUCGUCGACGAAUCCUUUUCUUCUUCACAGUUAAUGGAGAGUCAUUUGUCUUCUCUUCGCCUCAACCUCCCAAUCAUAACUCUACUCUUGUAGCCACCAAUGCAAUGAGACUCAUGGCCAAAUACUUUCCAACUCGUCAAUGUACCGAGCUCUGCGGAUUGGUCUUCCUUCGAAGAAAAAAAGCGCGGGUGAUUUGUAACCCUGUCACUGGAGAGUCCAUAUCUUUACCCAGAGUGAAAGCGACGGGUGUUGGAAAAAGCUAUUUCGGCUUUGAUCCGAUUAGCAAACAGUUCAAAGUGUUGUGCAUGACAUGGUCACGUUAUGGAACACCCAACACUCAUCGGAUUUUGACUUUGGAGAAUGGAAAAAAACGUAUAUGGAGGACGAUCCCAGACCCAGUACUUCCCCAUUAUUCUAUUGAUGAUGAAAUAUGCAUCAAUGGUGUUUUGUAUUACGUAGCUUAUUUUCCAAGUGACCGUUCUAAAUGUAUGGUUUGCUUCGAUUUUGGGCUUGAGAAAUUCAGCUUUAUUAAAUUAAAACCAUACAUGAACUACUCUACUCGGCAGCUAACUUUGUUCAAUUACAAAGGUAAAUUAGGUGUACAUCAGUAUAUUGGUUCACUCCAUAACGAAAGAUCUGGGUUGUAUGUUCUAGAAGAUGUUGGAGAACAUAAAUGGUCCAAACGUAUAUGCAUACUGCCAGACAUAGUCUACCGUGAUAACAGGUUUGUCGGAAUGACGGCUACCGGAGAGAUUGUGUUUUCGUCGUGGUAUAAGCCUUUCUACAUUUUCUUCUACAAUAUCGAGAACAAGACUUAUACAAGAAUCCAUAUUCAGGGAUUUGAAGAGUUGCUUAAGCCUUUUCAAACUUUCGUUCAGAUCUUUUUAGACUUUGUAGAGGAUUUGAAGUUAGUCUAA
Molecule: messenger RNA, 1137 nt
Organism: Camelina sativa (false flax)
Lineage: Eukaryota; Viridiplantae; Streptophyta; Magnoliopsida; Brassicales; Brassicaceae
Product: putative F-box protein At1g53360
Molecular function (GO): protein binding
Source: RefSeq, a predicted model, not a curated record